GGGGGGGGGAGAGAUUGUUUGAGCGCGAGGCGCCGGCGCGCGGGAGACAAACGGAGAGCGGGAAAGGGAGAGGAGAGAGACACAGAGCGAGGCCGAACCGCACAGCCCACCUUCAUCAGCACGGUAACCGCUAACGGCAGGCCCCCAGGGUGUCUGCACCGAAAUAACACUGUGUUAGCAUGGCAGCAUACUAUGGGUGUAGAUAUCUGCCAUCCUGACACCCUGUGUGUGUGUGUGUGUGUGUGUGACACCGUAUACUAUAUACACACUAUAAACAAUAUAAUAUACACUAUAAAUAUACACACUAUAAAUAAUAUAUAUACACACUAUACUAUAUACACUAUAUACUAAUAUAUACUAUAAAUAAUAUACACUAUAUACACACUAUACUAUAUACACACUAUACUAUAUACUAAUAUAUACUAUAAAUAAUAUAAUAUAUACAUUAUAAAUAAUAUAUACUAUAUAUACUAUAAAUAUAUAUUAGAUAUAUACAAUAUAAAUAAUAUACUAUAAAUAAUAUACUAUAAAUACACUAUAUACUAUAUAUACACUAUAUACACACUAUAUACUAUAUAUACACUAUAUAUAAUAUAAUCACUAUAUACAAUAUAAAUAUAAUAUAUACACUAUAUACUAUAUAUAAUAUAAUCACUAUAUACAAUAUAAAUAAUAUACUAUACAUAAUAUAAUAUAUACUAUAUACACUAUAAAUAAUAUAUACUAUAUAUACACUAUAUACUAUAAAUAAUAUAUAUACACUAUAAAUAAUAUAUAAUAUACGCUAUAUACAAUAUAAAUAAUAUACUAUAAAUAUAAUAUAUACUAUAUAUACACUAUAUAUAAUAUAUAAUAUACACUAUAAUAUACACUAUAAAUAAUAUACACUAUAAAUAAUAUAUAUACUAUAAUUAUAUAUAAAUACUAUAUAUACACUAUAAUAUACAAUAUAUACACUAUAAAUAAUAUAAUAUACAAUAUAUACACUAUAUACUAUAUAUACACUAUAAUUAAUAUAAUAUACACUAUAUACAAUAUAUACACUAUACAAUAUAAAUAAUAUACUAUAAAUAAUAUAAUAUAUACUAUAUAUACACUAUACAUAAUAUAUACAAUAUAUACUAUAUACAAUAUAAUAUACACUAUAUUAUAUAUAAUAUACAAUAUAUACUAUAUAUAAUGUACUCUAUAUAUACUAAAAUAUACAAUAUAUACACUAUAAAUAAUAUACUAUAUAUACACUAUAUUCACACUAUAUACUAUAUACACACUAUAUACUAUUAGAGAUGUCACGAACUUCCCGCGAACAUGUCGCCGCGGUUUGCCGCGAACCGUUCGCAGCGAGCUCCAGUCAGCUGGAGAUUGGCCGGGAUGUGUCAGCUGACUGGAGCUCGACGCAAACGGUUCGCGACAUCUCUAUAUAUUGUAUACACACUGUAUAUUGUAUACACACUGUAUAUUGUAUACACACUGUAUAUUGUACACACACUGUGUAUACACACUGUAUACACACACACACUGUAUACUCUAUAUACUAUAUACAAUAGAUACUAUAUAUACACGAUAAACUAUACACACUAAAUAUAUGUACACUAUAUAUACUAACUAUACACACUGUAUAUAAAAUAUUCUAUAUAUACACUAUUCUAUACAUACACUAUAUACUAUAUACACUAUAUACAUCUCUCUAUAUAUCUAUAUCUCUCUAUCUAUCCAUCAGGGGUAGGCAACCUUUUAGCAGCACUGUGCCAAAAUGGGAUUGUGAUGUCCAGUAGCGUGCCGGUCCUAUUUGUUUUUAAUUGAGGUGUGUAUGUUGCUGUAUUCUGCAUGUGUAAUUAUACUGCAGUUGCUUGGUAUUGUUGUAUUUGUGCCUAUAUGAGCUAUUAUGUUCAUGAGUAGUUUGUGGUAUUGUGUAUGAUACCUAUGAAUGUAGGCCGGCGCGCGGGAGACAAACGGAGAGCGGGAAAGGGAGAGGAGAGAGACACAGAGCGAGGCCGAACCGCACAGCCCACCUUCAUCAGCACGGUAACCGCUAACGGCAGGCCCCCAGGGUGUCUGCACCGAAAUAACACUGUGUUAGCAUGGCAGCAUACUAUGGGUGUAGAUAUCUGCCAUCCUGACACCCUGUGUGUGUGUGUGUGUGUGUGUGUGACACCGUAUACUAUAUACACACUAUAAACAAUAUAAUAUACACUAUAAAUAUACACACUAUAAAUAAUAUAUAUACACACUAUACUAUAUACACUAUAUACUAAUAUAUACUAUAAAUAAUAUACACUAUAUACACACUAUACUAUAUACACACUAUACUAUAUACUAAUAUAUACUAUAAAUAAUAUAAUAUAUACAUUAUAAAUAAUAUAUACUAUAUAUACUAUAAAUAUAUAUUAGAUAUAUACAAUAUAAAUAAUAUACUAUAAAUAAUAUACUAUAAAUACACUAUAUACUAUAUAUACACUAUAUACACACUAUAUACUAUAUAUACACUAUAUAUAAUAUAAUCACUAUAUACAAUAUAAAUAUAAUAUAUACACUAUAUACUAUAUAUAAUAUAAUCACUAUAUACAAUAUAAAUAAUAUACUAUACAUAAUAUAAUAUAUACUAUAUACACUAUAAAUAAUAUAUACUAUAUAUACACUAUAUACUAUAAAUAAUAUAUAUACACUAUAAAUAAUAUAUAAUAUACGCUAUAUACAAUAUAAAUAAUAUACUAUAAAUAUAAUAUAUACUAUAUAUACACUAUAUAUAAUAUAUAAUAUACACUAUAAUAUACACUAUAAAUAAUAUACACUAUAAAUAAUAUAUAUACUAUAAUUAUAUAUAAAUACUAUAUAUACACUAUAAUAUACAAUAUAUACACUAUAAAUAAUAUAAUAUACAAUAUAUACACUAUAUACUAUAUAUACACUAUAAUUAAUAUAAUAUACACUAUAUACAAUAUAUACACUAUACAAUAUAAAUAAUAUACUAUAAAUAAUAUAAUAUAUACUAUAUAUACACUAUACAUAAUAUAUACAAUAUAUACUAUAUACAAUAUAAUAUACACUAUAUUAUAUAUAAUAUACAAUAUAUACUAUAUAUAAUGUACUCUAUAUAUACUAAAAUAUACAAUAUAUACACUAUAAAUAAUAUACUAUAUAUACACUAUAUUCACACUAUAUACUAUAUACACACUAUAUACUAUUAGAGAUGUCACGAACUUCCCGCGAACAUGUCGCCGCGGUUUGCCGCGAACCGUUCGCAGCGAGCUCCAGUCAGCUGGAGAUUGGCCGGGAUGUGUCAGCUGACUGGAGCUCGACGCAAACGGUUCGCGACAUCUCUAUAUAUUGUAUACACACUGUAUAUUGUAUACACACUGUAUAUUGUAUACACACUGUAUAUUGUACACACACUGUGUAUACACACUGUAUACACACACACACUGUAUACUCUAUAUACUAUAUACAAUAGAUACUAUAUAUACACGAUAAACUAUACACACUAAAUAUAUGUACACUAUAUAUACUAACUAUACACACUGUAUAUAAAAUAUUCUAUAUAUACACUAUUCUAUACAUACACUAUAUACUAUAUACACUAUAUACAUCUCUCUAUAUAUCUAUAUCUCUCUAUCUAUCCAUCAGGGGUAGGCAACCUUUUAGCAGCACUGUGCCAAAAUGGGAUUGUGAUGUCCAGUAGCGUGCCGGUCCUAUUUGUUUUUAAUUGAGGUGUGUAUGUUGCUGUAUUCUGCAUGUGUAAUUAUACUGCAGUUGCUUGGUAUUGUUGUAUUUGUGCCUAUAUGAGCUAUUAUGUUCAUGAGUAGUUUGUGGUAUUGUGUAUGAUACCUAUGAAUGUAGGCUAUGUAUGGGAGCUGCUUCUAGAAUUGUGUGUGUAGAUGCAUGUUACAUUGUGUGUUUGGGAGUGUGUAUGUGAGAGGCUGCAUGUAUGGGGAUUGCUAGUGGUGUGUGGAUUGUGUGUAUGUUUGUGUGUGGGAUGAUCGUAUUAUUUGUAUGAGGGGAGGGUUAUUGUGCAUUUCUGUGUAUAUCUAGCAGUGUGGGUGGCUUCCCUGUUGGGAUCAGGCUGGCCAAGUACAGCUCAAGGACAGGAGCUGCAAUAGCAGCUGCGGGAUGUUCUACUACAGUGCGGAUUCUCAUUCACAAGUGCUGGGAUUAAGUGAACUGAGAUCACUUCCUCUACGUGUUGCACCUUAGCUGCAUAUGGCGUUAGGUAGGGACGGAUGCGCGCAAUGUUUUUGAGAUGGAAGUGGCAGGAUUUGGCAAUCAACUGGACAUAAGGGGUGAAGGAGAGGUCAGAGUCAAAGAGAACACCUAGGCAGAGAGCCUACAUGGUGGAGUUGAUGGUAGCACCAUUAAGGUGGAGGUAGACAGACGGGAGUAGCAACACUUAAGGGAAGAAAGAUCAGAAGUUCUGUUUUGGACAAGUUGUGUUUAAGGAAGUGGGCAGCCAUCCAGUUAGAAAGAGCAGAGAGGCAGUCAGAGACACUAGUCAAGAGGGGCGGUGAGAGAUCAGGGUAGGACAUAUAGAUUUGCGUGUCAUCUGCAUAGAAGUGAUAUUGGAAGCCAAAAGAGCUGAUGAGUUUACAGAGGGAGGCAGUGUAGAUCGAGAACAGUAGGGGACCAAUGACUGAACCUUGGGGGACACCAACAGAGAGAGGUUGGGAGGAAGAGGCAGAGCCAGAGAAAGAAACAUUAAACUAGUGCUGGGUGAGAUAAGAGGAGCACCAGGAGAGAGCCUCACCACCUGUUCGUAUUAGCAGAUAUCUGAAGUUACACUGACUCCUGAUAGGCCAGAGUCUGUUUGGCUCUAGCAGCCUUGAGUGCCGUGCAAAGACAUCACGAGUGCCGUGCAUGGCACUGGUGCCAUAGGUUGCAUACCUCUGAUAUAUAUACUAUAUAUACUGAUUACAAUAUACGAUUGUAACCCCCCCCCCCCAUGACCAGUCUAAUGCUUCCCCAAUGGCAUGAUUGGAACCCCCCUGCGACCAGUCUGCUUCCCCAAUGGCAUGAUUAGACCCCCUCCUCCCCCGGGCAGUGUAAUGCUUCCCCAUUGGAUAGCAAGUGCGCAGGUAAGGCAAAUCGCUGCCCUGCGCCAAUCAACAAAACCUCAUGGAGAUGCAUUGAAUCAAUCGAUCCCCAUGGGGAGUGUUCACUUUUUCAGUGCAGAACAUGAAGAUGCUGAAACUUAGGAAGUUCCUCUAAGGGCAGGGCUAUGGCAAAUCAGGUACUCUCGUUUAGUGUUAAAGGGACUAUAUAGCCACCAAGACCCCCUUAGUCCUGUUUUAGAGAAACUGCAAUGAUUACCUUUCAGUGCUAAGACUGCCUCUAGUGGCUGUCAAUCAGACAGCUACUAGAGGCACUUCCUGGAUCUUAACAUAAUUUUGGUCGCCUGACACUGGGCAUCCUUACAUUCUGCGUUAGGACAUCCGGUGUCAGAUAAAUCCCCAUAGGAACGCAUUGAGCAUUGCUUUUCUAUGGGUAGAGCCUAAUGUGCUCGCUGCUUAUGUGCAUUAGGUUUCCCCCAUCGGAGCAAGAAGAGUGGGAGAUCGCUGCUAAAAUAGUGAGUGUGGUUUUUGGUACCAGAGGGUACUUUAGUGUAAGGCAUACAACUUUGUAUUCCUUACACUAUAGAAUCCUCUUAAGCUGUUAAAAAAUAGAUUAGCCAAAUGGAGGGCCAAUUCAAUACGAUUAAAUGGUUGUAGUGCCUAUAGUAUUGCCUUUAAGGCAGGGCUUGACAAAUCCCAGGUCGCCAAGGAGACCAGGAAACUUGUCCUGCCACCUGGGAUUUGUGAGCUUGUUCAGCCUGUGAGGUGAUGAGAACAUAGGCAGGCAGUCUGCUCAUGGAGAGCUAGCAGAGACAGGCAGUCUGCUCAUGGAGAGCUAGCAGAGGCAGGCAGACUGCUCAUGGAGAGCUGAGGGAGGCGGAUGACUUAAUGUGACACGUGAGGAAGCUGUAAUCUCCCUGCUCUGCACACCUUUCAGGAGCCAGAAUAUGACGUUACUCCGGCUCACUAAGCCUUGCGUGAGAGGGAGUUGAGUAGGAAGAUGACAGUAGUCCCAUUGGACCCCAGGGAAAAACUAUCUACUCCAGCUGUCCAAAUGUAUGGAGGCUGGGUGGAUUUAAAUUAAAAUCAAAAAAGUAAUUAUUUGUGAUUGAGUCUGUCGACGAGUGUGUGUUCCCUCCAAUCACAUGGGAAAAGUGUUUUUACUCCCCUUUUUCCCCCACACCAUGCUGGUGACGCCGCUGUUUGUCCCACAUCCUUGGCUGAAACCCUCAAUCUUGACGAUCUUAGUCAAUCCAAUGCUUCCCCAUAGGAAAGCAUUGAGACUAUUGCGCAUGCACAGCAAACUGCCACUGUGCCAAUUUAACUUCUCAUCGAGAUGCAUUGAAUCAAUGCAUCACUUUAGGGAACGUUAACAUAGGUGCUUCACAGAGUGAAGCAGUGACCAAGGAAGCACAUCUAAAUGGCGUCUGAGUGACGGUUUCACCAGGCAGCAAUAUAAAUACUGCUUUUUGUCUGAAAGACGUUCAGAGACAGGAUAUAGACUUAAGCACUACAUUAAAGGAUCACUAUAGGGUCAGGAACAUAAAAAUUUAUUCCUGUCCUUAUAGUGCUAAACCCACCAUUUAGGUGGCUUGCCCCCUCAGAAUGGGUUAACUUACCUACCUUAUUUUCAGCUCUCCCCAGGUGCGCUGGUCCCUUCCCCAUGGUGACAUUACCAAAAUUGCUGUUUUUUAGCCAAUCCAAUGCUUUCCCAUGAGGAAAGCAUUGGAUUGGCUAAAAUUGGCAAGGGGCGGGGCCAAACGCUUUUUGGGGCAGUCAGCACCUCCUCAUAGAGAUGCGUUGAAUCAAUGCAUCUCUAUGAGGAAAAUUCAACGUCUCCAUGCAGUGUGUGGGGAUGCUGAAUGGCAGGGCUGACUACUGUGCAACACUGAGCCAGUAAGCACCUCUAGUUGCCAUCUGAGGAGUGGUCACUUGAAAGAGUCCCUACGGGCAAUGUUAACACUGCCUUUUCUCUGAAAAGACAGUGUUUACAUGAAAAUGCCUGAAGGGAGCUAUUAUACUCACCGGAACAAUUACAUUAAGCUGUAGUUGUUCUGGUGACUAUAGUGUCCCUUUAAGCUGUAGUGGUUCUGGUUAGGGAUCGACAGAUUAUCGGUCUGGCCGAUCUUUGGUAUUUUCGGCAAUAUCGGUAUCGGCCAUUAUAGAUACCGAUAUUGCAGAUAAUACCUCCUAGGACCGCCGGACUGGGGAGGGCCUGCAGGAAGCUGUUCCUUACCUCUCCAGCAGCUCCUUUAACUCCCCAGUGCAAAUCUUGCGAGUCCUGCAGCCGCAGAGCGUUGCCACGGGUUACCAUGGCAACGCUCCACGCGGCACUAAGGUCUGUGAGAUUUCCACAGGGGAGCUGGAGAAGCUGCAAGAAAGGUAAGGAACAGCUUCCUGCUGGGCUUAUGAGCCUGGCGGUCCUGUUUAAGUGGGGCAUACCUGUCCCAUUCAAACACUAUAGGUACUUAGACCACUUCUUCUAAUUGAAGUGGCGUUGGUGCGGCGAUCCCUUAGCCCUGCAAUGUCAGAGGUGUGAAUUAAAGGGACACUAUAGUCACCUGAACAACUUUAGCUUAAAGAGGCAGUUUUGGUGUAUAGAACAUGCCCCUGCAACCUCACUGCUCAAUCCUCUACCAUUUAGGAGUUAAAUCCCUUUGUUUAUGAACCCUAGCCUCCCUGCAUGUGACUUGCACAGCCUUCCAUAAACACUUCCUGUAAAGAGAGCCCUAUUUAGGCUUUCCUUAUUGCAAAUUCUGUUUAAGAUUUUCUUAUCCCCUGCUAUGUUAAAGGACCACUAUAGUGCCAGGAAAACAUAUUCGUUUUCCUGGCACUAUAGUGCCCUGAGGGUGCCCCCACCCUCAGGGUCCCCCUCCCGCCCGGCUCUGGAAAGGGGAAAGGGUUAAAAACUUACCUUUUUCCAGCGCUGGGCGGGGAGCUCUCUGCUUCCUCUCCUCCUCUUCUCCUCCUCCUGGACUGAAUGCGCACGCGCGGCAAGAGCUGCGCGCGCAUUCAGCCCGUCGCAUAGGAAAGCAUUUACAAUGCUUUCCUAUGGACGCUUGCGUGCUCUCACUGUGAAAAUCACAGUGAGAAGCACGCAAGCGCCUCUAGUGGCUGUCAAUGAGACAGCCACUAGAGGAAAUAGGGGAAGGCUUAACCCAUUCAUAAACAUAGCAGUUUCUCUGAAACUGCUAUGUUUAUGAAAAAAUGGGUUAACCCUAGAAGGACCUGGCACCCAGACCACUUCAUUAAGCUGAAGUGGUCUGGGUGCCUAGAGUGGUCCUUUAAUAGCUUGCUAGACCCUGCAAGAGCCUCCUGUAUGUGAUUAAAGUUCAAUUUAGAGAUUGAGAUACAAUUAUUUAAGGUAAAUUACAUCUGUUUGAAAGUAAAAUCAGUUUGUUUUUUUUUUAUGCAGGCUCUGUCAAUCAUAGCCAGGGGAGGUGCGGCUAGGGCUGCAUAAACAGAAACAAAGUGAUUUAACUCCUAAAUGACAGUGAAUUAAGCAGUGAAAUUGCAGGGGAAUGAUCUAUACACUAAAAACUGCUUUAUUUAGCUAAAGUAAUUUAGGUGACUAUAGUCAUGUUCUUUAUUUUUUUAUUUUUUUUUUUUGUAUUUGUCCAAGGUACUAAAGUGAUAAUUAUCGUCCUGACAGGCUUUUUCUUCCAAAAAAAAGCAAUUAAAAUUGAAUUUGUGUCUCUCCUCUGUCAUCCCCCAUAGUGCCUGUGUGGUGAGUGCUGGUGGUAUGUAGUGUUUGGAGUGUGUGACUGUAGGGGGUGAGUGCUGGUUGUGUGUAUGUGUAACUGCAUGGUGUGUGUACUUGCUCCUUGUGGUUCCAGCACUCACUGAGUCAGUUUAUGUUGGAAGUCUGCAAUGUGCUCUAAUGAGAACCGGAACCGCAGAUUCUGUGUUUAUUCACUUGCUGCCCAAACAGACUGCCUGCCUGCCUGGUGACUAGAACUGCAUGUCCCAGGUGUCGGGCAAUAGAAAUUCCACAUCCCUGAAUGGAAAACAUUGUUGUUUACAGAAACUGCAAUGUUUACAUUGCUGGGUUAAGACUCACUCAAGAGACUGUCAACCGAACAAUCACUAAAGUUGCUUUCUGCUGUUUCACAGACUUUAACUCCAUGAAACGAUUAUGGUAGUCCUCUCCUCACACUUUGCAUAAGGAUGUCCAGCAUCUUCUAAAUCCGAGGUCCCCAGGAAAAUGUAAUGCUUUCUUCUGUUCAAAGCUUAAUAUGCGGCCCUUGUCCCACAUGCUCAUUAGCUUUCUCAUCGCACUGACGUCAGAGGAAUGGAGCCAGCAAGUAGUUUUUGUUUUUUUUAUCUUUGAAAACAGCUAGCGGGCAGAGCAGCAUUCUAGUGUUAGGAAUACAAUUUUAUAUUCUUAAAGGACCACUCUAGGCACCCAGACCACUUCAGCUUAAUGAAGUGGUCUGGAUGCCAUGUCCCUCUAGUAUUAACACUUUUUUUUUUUUUUUUUUUAUAAACAUAGCAGUUUCAGAUGUUUAUAAAUGGGUUAAUCCAGCCUCUAGUGGCUGUCUCAUUGAGAAGUCGCAAGCGUCCAUUGGAAAGCAUUAUGAAUGCUGCUGCGCAUGAUCAUUCAGGCGGAGAGGAGGAGGAGGAGAGCUCCUCGCCUGGUGCUGGAAAAAAGGUAAGUUUAACCCCUUUCCUUGCCAUCCAGCCCAGCGGGAGGGGGUCCCUGAGGGUGGGGGCACCCUCAGGGCACUAUAGUGCCAGGAAAAAGAGUGUGUUUUCCUGGCACUAUAGUGGUCCUUUAACACUAUAGUGGUCCUUUGACGUAUUAAUGUGCACUUCCAUCUGCCAGCACCAUAAAUAUUACAACUUACAUUUUUACAAAACUGUUCUGCAAACUAAAGGUGAAUUAGCAAGGUUGCUUCCUAGCAAGAAACCAACUAUCCUAAACUGUAGAAAUUGUGGUGUUUGAAGUGUACUUUUAUACUUGUCAGCAACCACCGAGGGCACUAAAAUACUUGUGUAAAAACAUAGUUAUGACUGUUUAUGCAUGUUUCUGGAGUUAUCUAUUUAGUGCAGAUAGAGUAAUUUGUGAGAAUAAACACUUCCCUAUAUACUACAGGGGUGUGGAAUUUAAAGGGACACUAUAGUCACUAGAAAAACUACAGCUUAUUGUAUUUGUUCUGGUGAGUAGAAUCAUUCCAUUCAGGCUUUUUGCAGUAAACACUGUCUUUUCAUAGAAAUUUCAGUGUUUACAUUACAGCAUACCUCCACUGGCCACCCCUCAUAUGGCUGCUUGAGGUGCUUUGUGGGAAAGUGCUGCACAUGUGACUGCCAUUCAGUGUCUCCGACCUCUUAAUAGAUAUACAUUGAUUCAAUGUAAAGUAAUAGUCCAAUCGGCUUGUUCAUCAUGAUUUAUUUGUCCUGACACAACUAAUUUUGAGUACAAAGAUUUGGACGCCAGCCAAAGCUCUGGACUUUGACACGGUUAGUUGCAAAAUUCUGACUUUUUACAGAUUAAAUAGAACAUGGAGGUAUAAAUAGAUCUGGAAACAUUCUAUAGCUCCAUUUUAUUUACAACAUGGCUAUUUUUCUGUCUCAGAUUUGCAUUGGGAGCUGUUUUUUUAAUUUUCAAACAAUGCUCUUUUGUGAAUUACCUGGAGUGUGUCUCCCUUUGUAUAUAACUCACUAGAAAGGGCCAGACCGCAAGUGAAUGAUUACUGAUGUCUACACUUGGCAGAGGUGAAGACCUUACAUUACCUGCGCCCAGCACUUUUCCCCCAAGGGAAGAACUGCAAAUUGCCCGCGGCAGGGCUAAAACUAAAAACCUAUCAGGUGAUAGAAUUUCAAAAUCCCUGAUAUUAAAGAAUUACACAAUAAUAGUUUCAGUGUAAAUGAUCUUCCAUGUCUCUUGUUUUAUGAUACAGACUUAGUGUUCUAUUACUAAUAGUGUUUUGUUUUGGGUUUUUUUUCAGUGUGUUUGACCAUUUUCUAUCAUGGCGAAGGUACAGAUCCUCAACAUGGUGGUCUUGGAUAACCCUUGCCACUUCCACAACCCUUUUCAAUUUGAAAUCACCUUUGAGUGCAUAGAAGACCUGCCAGAUGGUGAGUAUCUCUUGCUGGUGGAAAUUAUAAAGGGAUGCUCCAAUGGUAGCUUUUAUUGUUAACAAUUAAAUAUACCACCUAUAAAAACAUGCAUAAUUAAAUGCAUGUUUUUAUUGGGGGUAUAUCUACUCUUGAAUUUAGCUCCACUGAACUCAACAACCAGGAAGUAACCAGAUCAGUUGUCUUAUUGACAGCCAGUCUGUAUAACAGUUAAUUUACAAAAGUGCCAAUUUAUGUUAAAAUUGCAAGAGCUUUAAAGGACCACUAUAGUGCCAGGAAAACAUACUCGUUUUCCUGGCACUCUAGUGCCCUGAGGGUGCCCCCACCCUCAGGGACCCCCUCCCGCCCAGCUCUGGAAAGGGGUUUAAACUUACCUUUUUCCAGCGCUGGGCAGGGAGCUCUCCUCCUCCGUUCCGCCCCGUCGGCUGAAUGCACACUCGCGGCAAGAGCUGCGCGCGCAUUCAGCCGGUCGCAUAGGAAAGCAUUCAUAAUGCUUUCCUAUGGACGCUGGCGUGCUCGCACUGUUAAAAAUUACAGUGAGUAGCACGCAAGCGCCUCUAGUGGCUGUCACUGAGACAGCCACUAGAGGCUUUGGGGGAAGGCUUAGCCCAUUAAUAAACAUAGCAUUUUCUCUGAAACUGCUAUGUUUAUUUAAAAAUGGGUUAACCCUAGCUGGACCUGGCACCCAGACUACUUCAUUAAGCUGAAGUGGUCUGGGUGCCUAGAGUGGUCCUUUAAGUGUUUGGAGAACUUAUUUAAAAAAAAAACAAAAAAAAAACAAUGCCUGCAAUAUCCCCUUGUUAACCUCUGCCCUUGUCUCAAUUAAUCAUAUUCUCCAAAUUCCCUUUACAUCCCUUUCCUAAGUCCUAAUUACACUAGGCACAAUAACAUCUCACUGAAUAUUACCUAGCACUGUCUUCCCACAUGUUGUAUAGUUUUCAAGCAAAUUAAUGAUAAAGAUCAAAACCUAGCCCCUACUGGAGGUAUAUUUAAGGCAUACAUUACACACUUCCUUGUAGUCAUGCUAAGUCAUACCAGAAAUGGGCGCUUUGAUAGCCUGAAACUUGUCAGCUGACAUUCUUAGCCAAUCACAGAUGUCGAGGUUAAUGCUUCCUCUUUAGCUCAAGCAAAAUCAAACAUCCGGUGUUGUUACUUCCUUGUUAUGUAGCACAAUGGAGCCAAAAUUGUGAGACAGGCAAAUGCCCAGAGCACCUGCCUAACAAAAAUUAUUCUCAUUGAGCUGCAUUGAGAAUUCUUUGAUUGGACAGCCACAGAAAGUCUGGGCUGGGUUACAAGGGGAGCGCUUGCAAAAUAAGCCAUCUCAGCUUUUGCACGCUGUUUAGCUAUACCCCAAUAUAAAAAAGCAUAAUUAAAUGCGUGCAUGUUUUUAUGGCGGUAUAUCGCCUAAACAGUGAUUUUUGUGUUUAGGUAGUGGGGGUUUCCUUUAACUAAAGAGGCAGUAGCACAUUUUACUAUAGUGAUUGGUGUACUUUAAUAUUAUAACCUGCAUAAUUAGAUAGUGUUCAGUUAUAGUGCAAGAAAUUAACAUUCAAUUCUAGUAGAUUUUUAACCUAUACUAAUAAGUUAUAUUUUAGAAAACCUUUUUUUUUUUUCACAACUUUUUUAUUUUUCCAUAAAUGUUACAGUUCCAACUUGCUUUGCUAUUAUGUUCAUGUAGCAUUUUCCUUCUUGUUCUUGAGCAGAUUUGGAGUGGAAAAUAAUCUAUGUGGGGUCAGCAGAAAGUGAGGAGUAUGACCAAGUGCUGGAUUCUGUGCUUGUUGGGCCUGUGCCUGCUGGACGCCACAUGUUUGUGUUCCAGGUGAGUAGGUGGUCUGAAAGCAACACAUCAACUUUAACCCCUUAAGGACCAAACUUCUGCAAUAAAAGGGAAUCAUGACAUGUCACACAUUAAGGGGUUAAAGCUGAAAAUCAGUGCAAUUUAACAGCCUAGAUAUUCAAAUUUUUUGUUCUUGGGCUAACAAAAGAUGGUAAAUUUUGUAAUCACUGCAAGUCUUUUUUUUAUUUAUUUUUUUUAUGUUUUUUUACUUUUUUUAAGAAAUGGUAUUAUUGGAUUUGCAUGAUACACAUUCAUAAUGUUCAGAGAUUUAUCAGUUGUUCAUAUAUUAUAUACAGAACUGGUUAACAAGUAUAAUAAUUUACAUAAGGUACUUAUCAAUAUAUUUCACAUGGUUGAGAAUCAUCUCCAAGUUUAUAUACAUUUAAUAGGUAUUAGUCACCCAAUGCUCAUGUUUCUUUCCCAUCGUAACUUACUCCGCAAAGGAGAUUUUAGCAACUUUCUCAACAUUUCUGCUGCUGUCUUUUUGCAAUAUAUUUGCUCUGCGUCUGUGGCUUGAUGCAGUUUUGUCAAACUAAAACUUAUGUAUGGGUUGUUUUUUUGUUUUGUUUCCCCCCCAAUCAAUGUCCUGGCACACAGUCUACCAUGUAACUUCAUAGGGGAACACUGCCUUCUCUGGAAUUUAGGAAAUUUAAAGGGACACCCUAAGCAACAAAACUUAGUGAAGCAAUUUUAAUAAAUAUAGCGCAUUCAAUCUUGUUGCUCGAUUCUCUUCCAUUUAGGCGUUAAAUCACUUUAGUUACCGUUUAUGCAGUAUUUUCUUUUGAUGCUCAUAUUUUUAAGUUUGUUAAAAGAUUCGGCAUAUUGCAUCAUAAUCCGUUUCAUAACCACGGACAGUGAGUGAGCCAUGCAUGGUAGGGCGUUGCUUGGUGCAGCUAAAUGGAAGCUCCUUGCAGGAUCUUUGGCACCACUGAGGUUGCGAUUGGUAGACCCCCCUUUCUCCCAGUAAUUUGGCAAACUGCUCGCAUUUCACUUAAAUACAUUUUUGUUAAACAUAGGAAAAAAGUAGACAAAAUAUAAAAUCUGGGAAAUUGCUGUUCCUCUUUUACCUCUGUUGUGGUAUGUAUAUAUGCACACAGCACAAUGGAAGGAACACAUAAGCGAGCACACAUGCUCAUACAUUUUUCUGUUAGGUACCUGAACGCACCGGGAAUAUCUUGAGGUGAUGUUGCUCAUAACACUGAAAUUCUACUGUCGUGGGUUAUGAUGAUACAUUGCAGUUUUUUUUGGUUGGGGGGGUGAGGGGGGUGUUAAUAUAUUUCCUCUUCAGCUUCAAGCAUAUUGUCAGUUGUUCAUAAGUGAUUGAGUAGCCUUAUCAAUUGUAACAAACACAAGUCUUGGCUGAUAUUCGAUUUAAUUAUGCCUCAGUGCAAACCCAUGUCAGUGAAAGGGAACACUCGCAGGUCUUCAUUCCAAAGUGAUAUUUAUUCUUUAGUGCAAAGUUACAUGUAGUUGUAGAUAGACGUUUCGACCCUUAAUGGUCUCUUUGGACCUUGGAAAAAAAAACACUAAGGGGUUGAAACGUUGAUUUACAUGAAGACAUACAAGUUCUCCCUUUUAUUGUGGGGUAACAAAUAGUGUGUGUGUGUGUUUUAUUUAUGAUAUAAAAUAGUUUUUACCAAAAAAAAAACCUGGCUUUUUUUUUCUUUGGCAUUUUUGCAAGACUAAAUAAAAUUAGUCUUACACAAAAAACUGGGGUGCGGGGCCAGAGCUCCAUGGCUGCCGGUCGCAUAUCCUCUCACAGCUUACAAUAAGCCCCAAUUACUUCAUACCAAGCGCUCAUAUUUUGUCGCCAACAGAGACUUUCCUAUCACCAACACUGACCAGCACACUCCGAGGCAGUGAGACAGUCUGCUGUUACUCACCGUGGAGGAAGUGGCGCAGCCUAGUACAGAUGCCGGACGGGAGGGACUGUUGUUCUCUUGGCCCGCGGAGGUCAAGGUGCUCGCUGAGUCUCACUGCUGCCCCUUUACACCUCCCGGUCCCCGCCGGUUCGCAUACUAUCGUCCAGUGUGGAGUGGACGCCUAUUCUGUGGUAAACUAGGAAGGGGCAAAGGCUGGAAUGCAAGAUGGCGGCUACCAGAGUCCUAAAGGCACAAGGCCUCGCAGCACACCAAGCUGACCUCAUGAUUCCCUAUCCCAGCACCAUGGAUCGCAUUGAUGCAUCUUUUAGCAGAUUCUGGGCAGCCUUGGAGGAACAGAGGACCCGAGCACGACAGAAACCGCUCUGCCAAUGGAGACCUCAAGGAGGGAGACCUAGGGGGUGCCUUGCAGUAUGAUUCUUACAUAGUUACAUAGCUGAAAAGAGACUUGCGUCCAUCAAGUUCAGCAUUCCUCACAAAUGUUGUUGCUGUUGAUCCAAAAGAAGGCAAAAAACCUGGUCUGACGCACUUCCAAUUUUGCCACAAACUAGGAAAAAAUUCCUUCUUGACACCAAAAUAGCAGUCAGAUGUCUCCUUGGAUCAAGCAGCUAUUACCCCACUAAUUAGAAAUUAUAUCCCUGUAUGUUAUGUUUUUGCAAGUAUUUAUCCAAUUUCUGUUUAAACAUCUGUAUGGACUUUGACAAAACCACCUCUUCAGGCAGAGAAUUCAAUAUCCUUAUUGUUCUUACUGUAAAAAAAACCUUUUCUUUGCCUUAGAUGAAAUCUUUCUUCCAGCCUAAAUGUGUGACCUCGUGUCCUAUGUAUAGCCCUGUUUAUGAAUAGAUUUCCAGAUAAAGGUUUGUACUGGCCCCGAAUAUAUUUGUAUAAAGUUAUCAUAUCCCCUCUCAGGCGCCGUUUUUCCAAACUAAACAGAUUUAAUUUUUUUAACCUUUCUUCAUAACUAAAAUGCUCCAUUCCUUUUAUCAAUUUUGUAGCUAGUCUCUGGACCCUCUCCAGUGCCAUGAUAUCCUUCUUUAGAACAGGCGCCCAAAAUUGCACAGCAUAUUCAAGGUGUGGUCUUACCAGCGAUUUAUAAAGAGGCAAAAUUAUAUUUUCAUCCCGAGAAUUUAUGCCCCUAUUUAUACAUGACAAAAUCUUACUGGCCUUAGCAACUGCAGAUUGACAUUGCAUAUUGCUGCCUAAUUUGUUGUCUAUAACAAUUCCCAAACCCUUCUCGUGUGUGGUUAUCCCUAAUUCACUACCAUUUAGUGUGUAAGUUGCUUGUGCAUUCUUAACCCCGAAGUGCAUAACUUUGCAUUUCUCUGUUAAAUUUCAUCUGCCAUUUUAGUGCCCAGUCCCCCAAUCUAUCCAAAUCUCUCUGCAGGAAAGCAAUAUCCUGCUCACAUUUUAUUACUUUACAAAGUUUUGUCAUCUGCAAACACUGAUACAUGGCUUUCAAUGCCUAUUUCAAGGUGAUUUAUAAAUAUAUUAAAUAGAAGUGGUCCCAAAACAGAACCCUGAGGGACACCACUUACCACUUUUGUCCAGCCUGAAAAUUUGCCAUUAAUUACAACUCGUUGUACUCUAUCCUUAAGCCAAUGUUCUACCCAAUAUUCUAAUGUCAUGCUGUUGCUAGACAAGCUACACACAAGGCUACCUGAGCCUAGAGUCAAACAGGGACCAACCCCACUACUCAACUACCCCAACCAUACAAACAGAAGAGCCCAAGCCAAAUCCGACAACGACUGCUCAAACCUGAAGUGGACUUCUGCAAAUUCCCAAUUGGGGAGAACUUGGCCUCACAGAGUAACAGAAUUCAUAUCACAGGAGUGCUGGCUCUACAACAUGCGUGGGGCAUGGAGGGAGCCCAAUCUUGGUCUCCCAAUACUACUCAACGGCAUGGACUGUGCUUAGACGGCAGAUGUCUGCCUAGUCACUGCGUCGGCUGACCAUCACUUAUGGCGGGCUGCUCUCCCAACGUAUUCCUGGACGCAGACUUUCUUGCUAACCUUCACUAUGGCGCUGGUUGCCCCGGCGGAUCACAAUCCUUGUUUUACAAUAUUGCAUUAUAAUUAAUUUUAUUUACCUUGGUCUAGACCGUUUAUCCUUCCAUAAGAAUAUGCUAUAAUGUCAAUCUAGACACAUAUCCUUAGCCUGUUACCUAGCCUGUGAUAUACAUUAAAACAAAAGAUUCAGAGUAAUACAUGACUAACCCUGUAUGUUGACCUUGCUGACAUACUCUGAAUUACUAUUUUUUUAUCUUUUGUAUAAUGCGAUCAUCUCAGUAAAAGAAAGAUUGACAAAAAAAGCUGUUUAAAACCAGAAGUCCUGGGUUUAAUUAAAACAAAAAUGUAUGUGUUGCUCUGUGAUAAAAUUGCAGGCAAGUUAGGUUGAGCAGCAGUUAGUCAGAUAACCAUAGAAUCUUACUGAGCAUGGCUGUACCUUCAGAUUUAAAAAAAUAAAUAAAAAAAUUUGUACAUCUGCGUGGUGCAUUUGGACACCAGGCUAGUUGUCAGCGGCACAGGAUAGCCCCACUUGGUUUGCAAAUCAAAUUCUGUGACAUUUGGAGCAUUAGAUAACAAGUACAGUACGGGGUCCCCAAAUUUAGGACUGUCCUGAGUUUAGUAUAGAAUAUUGAUAAUCCUCUCAUCAAAAUGUGGUGCUUCGACGUCUUCCAUGUAGUCUUAAAAGAGCCUUUUAGUGUUGGUAGAGAUCUGCCUACUUACAUGCUCAUUUAAAACUUAGACUGAUACUUGAUUAGGCAGGAGGAGCUGUAAGAAUUAUUCUGAAACUUCUUUGCCUGGGGUCAGCUUAUAUCUGCAAAAAUAAAUGUAUGUAUGUGUUAGAAACAAUUAUGUGCUAGUAAACUAGGACAGUGGUCCACCAUGCACCAUAAUUACAUGUUUACGUUAUUUUGUCAUGCAUUUGUUUUAAAAUAUGUAACCUGUCUGUUCUCUCAUUCACUAGGCGGAUGCCCCCAACUCAACUUUAAUACCGGAGUCUGAUGCUGUAGGGGUUACUGUGGUACUAAUUACCUGCACAUAUCGAGGUCAAGAGUUUAUCAGAGUGGGUUAUUAUGUAAACAAUGAGUAUUCAGAUCCAGAACUGAGAGAAAAUCCACCUCUUAAGCCAGAUUUCACCCAGGUAUGACACCUUUUUCAACCAACAAGAUUGUGUGUUAAGACACUGCCACACACUCUAUAAAUGGUAUAAAAAUACACUGCCACACACUCUAUAAAUGGUAUAAAAAUACACUGCCACACACUCUAUAAAUGACAGAAUUUUGAUUUUGACAAGUUGUCUAGCAGUGUCUACGGUUUGACCAGUAAACUAAGUCAAAGCACAACAGGUUUUAAGCACAAUUAGUAAUUUAUUCCUGCAAAUUAAAGGAACACUAUAGUCACCUAAAUUACUUUAGCUAAAUAAAGCAGUUUUAGUGUAUAGAUCAUUUCCCUGCAAUUUCACUGCUCAACUCACUGUCAUUUAGGAGUUAAAUUACUUAGUUUCUAUUUAUGCAGCCUUAGCCACACCUCCCCUGGCUAUGAUUAACAGAGCCUGCAUUGAAAAAAAAAAAACUGAUUUUACUUUCAAACAGAUGUAAUUUACCUUAAAUAAUUGUAUCUCAAUCUCUAAAUUGAACUUUAAUCACAUACAGGAGGCUCUUGCAGGGUCUAGCAAGCUAUUAACAGAGCAGGGGAUAAGAAAAUCUUAACUAAACAGAACUUGCAAUAAAGAAAGCUUAAAUAGGGCUCUCUUUACAGAAAGUGUUUAUGGAAGACUAUGCAAGUCACAUGCAGGGAGGUGUGACUAGGGUUCAUAAACAAAUGGAUUUAACUCCUAAAUGGCAGAGGAUUGAGCAGUGAGGCUGCAGGGGCAUGUUCUAUAUACCAAAACUGCUUCAUUAAGCUAAAGUUGUUCACGUGACUAUAGUGUCCCUUUAAGUAAUCUGGUGGAUAAUGAAUAUUACCAUAAAUGCUUCUAUGUUCCAAACAAUCACUCAUAACUAGCCUGCAAUGUAGUAUUCUGUUGAACCCCAGCAGCUGGGUUGCUUCAAUUGACACAGUUCAUGUACAUUAGCACUUAUUGUGUUAUGUAGUCUCUGUCCUGUGUAAACUCUCACUGCCAUGUAGUCCGAGGGGAAAUGGUAAUUAUUAAUGUCUCCUUUCUGUUAUCCUAGCUCCAGAGAAACAUCCUGGCAUCAAACCCUCGUGUGACACGCUUCCACAUCAAUUGGGAGUCUGCUAGCGAAUCAAAAAUGGAAGAUAUUGAAAAUGUAGACCCAGCACCUAAUUCUAUGCUGCCUCCUACUUGUGCUCCCACCAAAGGCCUUUCAGGUGCACUUAACACCAUUCCAGAGAACUCUAUGGACUGUAUAUGAUUACAUUGACAGCUGGAGCAUGUGAGCCAUGCACAGGAAUCUACUUGCAGCCCCCUACUCACUGAGAUCAAAGCAAAACACAGACUUUCAAUGAGAGACUACUGCAAUAGUUGCUCAUCUCAUUGCUGAACAUUAUUGGUGUUCAGUCACCUACUCAUCUUGAAGACAACUCACUUUUCUGAUUCAGAUUGUUUAGUCCAAAUUUUGCCUUUUUAUUUAGUGUAUUGUUUGGGGUUGCUGCCUAGCUAUUUGUAUUUUUUUUCUCUAUAUAUGUAUCUAAGAGACAAGAUGAGAGGCUUGUGACUUUCGUCUAUCAAGUGCCACUGCCAUCUUUCACCCCAUCUCCAGUUUACAGGGAAACUACUAGUAUCUUGGCACCAGCAUCCUUCUUUUAGCAGGCAGCUUACUCAAAUGUCAUUCAAUGCAUUUCUUCCUGUUUUUUCAAGCAACCCCUGUGUGGGUAAGACACCGCAUAACUACUGAUUUGUGAAAGCAGUAGCCUGAGUGUAGUCCUUUAAUGAUGAUGUAUUAUAUAACUUUGAAAACCGCUAUGUUACAUUGUUACUAAUGCUCAAUGCUACUGCACACAGUCUGGUAGUCCUCUUCAGUGUACAUACUGUUCGCUACCAUACUUGACUUAAUAAUUUUGAUACAGGCACUUGACUUGCACAGGUACCAAUAUGCAGUUUCUAUGAAGACUUACAUUAUAAUGCUCACUUAAUACUUAAGUAGUAAAGCUACAGUGUUUCAUGCCAAGAUCAAUGUUUCCAGAGCAUCACAUCCACAUGCUUUUUUGUUUUUUUGCAUCAGGGAAUUCAGCUUUGACAGUUUCUUUUGAAUACUUUUCUAUCAUAUCUCAAAGUCCUAAUUCUACCUGUGAAUUUCUUAUUCUCCACUAAACCCAUGCAAAAUCUGUGGCAAUAAGGCUCUCACCAACAAAUGCUUUGUAAAUUUAAUCCGUUGAAACCAUUACCCCAUCAGCUAACAUUUAUUUAUGUUUGUGGAUCUCCACACAGCCAGGAAUUUCAUGGAGUGAGCAUUGUUUUGAGCUCCCUUCUCAAGGUUUGUCUGACUUUGUACUUCGUGUAUGGCUCGUUUCUAAACGGCCAACGCAAACUUUUCCUUGUGUUAAUUUUUUUUAUAUAUAUUUGUAUAUAUAUAUUGUGAGUAGUAAUAUGUUGAAAUAAAAGCACUUAGACAUAUUACUUACCAAUGCAGUAAUGUCACUUUUAAAUCCUAUACCAGAAUUCAAAUAUAUUGAUACUAAUCGCGUAUCAGACUUUUUUUGUUGAAGCAGCUGUGUUAAAAGGGAACCUGGUCGUGGCAAGUUCACUUUAGUAUCAAUCACCCACAAAUUCUUUGAAUACAUCAUAUUACACAAUUACGCGUUAUAUUAAAUGUACAAUAUAUAGACAUAAACUCUUCUCCAAGCCAGCACACCUUUAUAGGUGUUACACCUGACAAUGGACCACUGGCACUCUCCUGCCUCCAUCUUUGUUUUCCCCUGCAGGGAUGCUUCUCCAAGCAUGACAAAUGUCUGCUGUGACGCAAACACUUUGGCUUUAUUGUCCUCAUGCUGACAUCUGAACGAAGAGCAGUGUCUCUGUUCCUAUAUUCUGUAGCCUGCACUAUCAGAAUAUGCACGGCAGUAACCAUAGCAACCAGAGCUCAUUGCCUGUGGUUGCUAUACUUAUAGAGCAGAAGGGACUGCCUUCAGGGGACUCCUGUGCUCUCCCUGUCCAUUAUUUGGCACAGUCUAGAUAUACCUAUUUUAAAUGGGUUCUCCCAAUCUAUAAAUUGCUGGCGUAUCUUGUAGCACAAUGUAUAAAUAAAACUGUUUUAAAACCAUAAAAGCUUGUAGGUACCAUGUUGGGUGUCCUUUAACAGAGGGGUUUUAUUACAUUAAUUGACAUUAUACAAUAAAUCUUGUCAUUUUUCUGAUAA
Pelobates cultripes (western spadefoot toad) is the source of this 21159-nucleotide messenger RNA. The record is from the annotation of a GenBank genome assembly. Lineage: Eukaryota; Metazoa; Chordata; Amphibia; Anura; Pelobatidae.